Trematosphaeria pertusa is the source of this 3042-nucleotide messenger RNA. RefSeq lists its product as uncharacterized. The record is from RefSeq and is a predicted model, not a curated record. The transcript is spliced from 3 exons. Bases 1 to 3042 code for a protein of 1013 amino acids. NCBI's taxonomy places the organism in Eukaryota, Fungi, Ascomycota, Dothideomycetes, Pleosporales, Trematosphaeriaceae.
AUGGGGGAUAACUGGAAGUACUACGAUGUAGAUGGCUUUAACAAGCGCAAGAGAGAGCAAGGAAACACGUACAGGAUCCCGCCCCGGGCGAACUUUCUGCUCGCGGCAAACUACAUCAAGAAUUUUCUCGAUGGAAAGAAGUUCAACUGGGCCGCCAUGGGCGGUCUGGCAAUGCUCUGCCUGGGAUCGCGGCGUGAGAUGCUGGAUAUCCACAUAGUAUACGAUGACAGGGACUUCCAGCGCAUCAGAGCAAAGUUAGAGGGGGAUCAACGAGUGCGAUUACCCAAGGGUAUGAACUCGCUUUUCCCCUCGAAGCUCCUCAUCGCGACCGGGCCUAAAUACAACGACGCUGGUUGCACGGAGAAUGCAGAAGUUGAAGUGGAUCUGGUACCCCCGGGAUCACACGGUUCUCCACCGAACGAUGUACUGCGCAAUAACCAGGUUAUGCUGCGCCUGAGCCGUGACGGCAGAUCGGAGAACUUUAAGGGCUUAAACAUGCUCUACCUAAUGAAGACUACCGUCUAUUAUUGCAAGAGUCCAGAUCUAGUAUGGGACCCCAGGAAGGAUGUGGUAUUCCUAUGCCAGAACUACGGAAAGGAGAUCGAGUCGAUCCGGACCCGUCUCAACGCUCGAGAAAUCCAGGAAAACUUUCUAGGCACCUCGUUCUUUAGCAGGCUGCCAUCCGACGAACAGCGUCGAUGCCACCUCAUCUUGCUGGGUAAAGAGCCACCGCCGACCAUGUCCGUGACCCCGCCCGUACCAUAUCCGGGUCAUCGGCCGUCUGCUUCGGCGUCUGAUCCACUCACGAGACCACGCAUACCCUCUCACAAAUCUUCUCCCUCGCUCAACAACGCCGUGCGGCAAUCCUCGGGCCUCUUAACCCCGCCGCUUCCUGGUAAAGCGAAGGCGGGUCCAGUUGUCCCUGAGAGCACGCCACCUACACAAACUACUGCGCCAUCUGCUCCGACAACCCAAGAUCCAGUCCCCUCCGCCACCGGCAAAGAUUCUCGUUCCAGAUACCGUCACGCAAGUGCUCCGAACACACCAAAUGCGAGCAGGAACGGAAGCCCAGAAUCGAACGUUCCCGGUGCGUCAAGGCCUAAGUCCAUGGAACCUCGUGCUCCACAGCAGCAACCUGCCACUCCUUCCUACAAGAUGCCGCAGACCGGAACCCAAAAUGUUGCCUACGUUGGACAUAUCUUGAAACCGCAGAUGCUUUCGGGCCUGACUGCGCCGCCCAUGGGCGCGCGUCCCCAAAAAUCCAUGCCAGACUUGAAGGGUCGCUUUACCGGUACGGUUCCAGUCUACGCCCAUGGACAACAGACAAUUCCUCCCGUUCCCCGAGGCCAUUCGAUCCCGUCUCCACCAGACUCUUUUGCGGUGCCGCUUGCGGGUUCGGCGGCAGCCAAGCGCACACUACCCCAAGGACCGCCCCAAGGACCGCCCCAAGGACCGCCUCAAGGAUCGCCUUAUAUAUCGCAGAAGCACGGUGCAUUCAGGCCAGCAGGUACAAGUGUUUCCCAUAUGGGUCCACAGCCAAUCGCUACUCAGAAUAGACCCUCGCAUGGAACUCAGCAGCAAUCAGGCAAAAGCCAGGGAAGGUACUACGUAAACUCCACAGAGCCUGGACCAAGACCCAACUACGCUGGUUCCGACGUUCCUUCGUCGGAAGGCUUGCGGGUUAUUGGGUCAGAACAUUUAUACGCUGCUUCACAGAAGACUGGCCCCCAGAAUCCCCGAGGCCGGCCUGUAACCUAUGAUCCAACGGAGAAACCGCGAGCGAGAUCGGCAGAGCACAAGACCAUGCCAAGCCAGAAGAAUUUCGUUUUUGAACUCGAUGCAAGUCCUCCAAUAACAGGGUCUGCCCCUCAGGGAUUUGGACCUCAAGGAUUCAUCGCAGAGCUACCUGCUGAAGUGGAUGUGCGUGGCCCGACAAGUCAAAACCCGACCCCUCGCAGUCACUUCGAACCGAGUCCACCUCAAGCAGCAGCACAACUUGUUUCCACUCUACACAAGAGCUACGAGGAUUCUCCAGUAAGCCCGCCUCUCGAUUAUGUUGUCCCGGCGCCGCUACAACCCAGACCACAGACGGGUCCUGUUGUUCCGCCCUCGCAGCCCGCUCCAUUCGAUGGACUUCCCGCUAGCUUAAUGAUCGGAGGACUGGGGCCUAGACGUCAUUCUCCUAGCAAUUCGUCCUCCCAACUACAUGCGCAACCCAUACAACCAGAGUCCAAUGCGAAGAAGUACCAGCGAUACUACUCACCUCCUGUAUCAGCGCCCAGCAGCACGCAUCCUUCCCCAAGGCAUUCCCCAAGGCAAGCCCCAGUCUCAGAGUAUGAAGCUUAUUCAGGUCCGAUCAGCCCCCCAACGCAGCCCGCCACAGCUCCGGCCCAGCUCCAAAACUCCUCUUCGAUGGCACAAGUCCAUGCUGCUCCGAUGCUAGCAGCAGCACAGCCACACGCUCCUUCGCCCGCCCGCCCUGCAAACGUGUACGCUUCCCAUCCCAAUGUGCUAAAAGUAGCACCUGGACCGCGGGGCGAGCAACCACUACAGAAAACCAUGCCUUUCCAGCUUCCAAACCCGCUUGGAGCGAACCCGCCGACGCCGCCCGUUGAAUCUCUCACAAAGCACGAUUCACAUCAAAAUCACAGAGAACAUGCCAUGAAGGGAGGACUUGCCGGCGUGAGCGUAGGAGUCGCGGGCGGAACAGGUUACGCAACAUACUCGUACCACUCAAGUGAGCAAGCCACACAGUACCAAUCCGGUGACGAAGUGCGGUAUGUCCCGUUCGGGGCCGCCGCGCAAGAGCAGCAACACCCCUACGCAACCCAGAUCCCAUACGCACCACCACAGCCGGCUCCUCGUCCUGCACACGAAGCCAACCAUCAGCGAAGCAUCUCGCACGACUCGCACACCUCCACCACUUCGCAAGACUCGGCGAAGCUAGCUCAAGAGUACCAAAUGGACCUUCCUGACUUCAAUCGCGGCUACGGCUCCGGCUCCGACCACCACUCUCACACGGAUGAAUAUGAUUUUACAUAG